GCCAAGCUAAUCUAUUAUUUAUUUACGUUAACUUUUCUAUUUUACACGUUUUCUAUUCUUGUUUAGUAGUUAUCAUCACGUUUCAGUAGAAAGUGUCUGUAUCAUUUUUUAUAUAGCGUUUCACUCAAUAUGUUCCAUAAAUAUAGUUCUUCCGGGUUUCCGAGAAGGAAUUCGGUGUUUACAACUACUAAUUCGACGCUAAUGUACAGUUACGAAGGUUUACGGAUUGAGUUAUGACUGAAAGUUGCAUACGAUUUUUACGUCCGUUUUUUCGGCUAUCUCGUGCUUUAUGAGUAUUCUCUUUGUUUACACCUUGUUAGUAAUUUUUAUGCUCGUCAUUGUCAAUUAAAACGUUACGGGUUCGCGUGCAUCCUUUCCAACCUGCUGAAUGGCUGACAUAUGAGUGUCCUGUAAAAUUGUUUUCGAUAGUUUUAUCAAACAGUAUUGUCUCGCCAUGCAGCGCGCGGGUGGGAGCAGGGCCUGUGCGCCAUGAGCCACACUCCUAUAGGCGGCCACCCGCAAGGUUGGGAGCACAAGCUUGCAGACAGGUCGUCGCUGCCGCCGGCGUCAGGGGAGGAGAAGUGCAAAUCUCAGUCCAGACAUGUGUUCACUCAGCCACAUCUCUCUAAGGCGGGUAUGGCGGCGUGGCGCGAGGAGACGGAGGGCUCGUCGGGCAGCUCCGCGCGCUCGCCCGCCUCGCCGCCCUACAUCCGCUGGGCGCGCACGCUGCAUCACCUGCUCGAGGACGCGGAGGGGGUGCGCCUGUUCCGCAAGUUCGUGGGGGGCGCAGGGGGCCUGCACGUGGACAGGCUCAACUUCUACUUCGCCGUGCAGGGCCUGCGCCAGGAGACCGAGCCUGCCAAGAUACGCCAGGUCGUCUCCGCGAUAUACAAGUUUCUGCGCAAGUCUCAGCUAGCGAUGCCCGAGGAGCUAAAGCUGCGAGUGAAGCAAGGGCUCAAGGAUGGCGUCAACAUCGAGAAGACGAUCUUCGAUAAUAUGGAGCAGGAGGUGACGCGCGCCAUCACGGAGUCCACGUACCAGGCCUUCCUGCGCUCCGAGGCCUACGUGUCGUACGUGAGCGCGGCCACGCAGCCGCUGUCCUCGCCCGACGCGUCGCCGCCGCACUCGCGAGAGGUGUGCGCGGGCGGGCUGGCCACGCUGCACGAGGGCGAGGAGCUGUGCGCCGGCGCGCGCCUCACGCACGACGCGCUCAUCGCCACGCAGACGCGCCGCCUGCACUCCGACGUCGCGCCGCACCGCAAGCGCUCGGUGUACAGCGCGCACGUGUCGUACGCGGGGUACACGCCCGCCUCGCGCCAGGACUCCGAGCGCGCCAGCCUCAGCAGCGGCCGCACCGACAGCGACGCCGUGUCGCUCUCCGGCAGCAGCGUCGACGGCGCGUGCGCGCGCGUGUGUCGCGAGGCGCGGGAGGCGCGCGAGGGCCGGCGGGCGCGGCUCUACGGGCUGGACCGCCACGCCGUCAUCAACAAGGAGCAGGAGCCCGCCAUGGUGAUCCCGCGCACGCAGCGCGUGCAGGCGGAGCAGCUGCGCGUGCUGCCGCCGGCGGAGUUCGCGCCGCUGCUCAUCGAGAAGCUGGAGCGAGUCAAGCGCGACCAGGAGAACAAGGAGCGCCUCGAGAGGAGGCUCGCCGAGGGCGAGGGAGACGAGAUGUUGCCGCCGCAGCUGGUGGCGGCCGCCAUCCGCGAGAAACUGCACAUCGACGACGACAACGACCAGGACAUACUCGACCAACACGUGUCCCGCGUGUGGUCGGAGCGCACGCCGGGCGCGUCCCCCCCGGGCGGGCGGCGUGCGCGUGCGCGGCACGGCACGCACGGCUCGCACGGCUCGCACGGCUCACACGGCUCGCACGGCUCGCACGGGACGCACGGCUCACGGCGCGCACAGUCCGCGCUGUCGGCCGACUCAGGCCACUACGACGCGCCACCGGACUCACUGCAUCAUCCGCACUCGCUUACGAGAAGAUCGUUUUCAAAGAAGACCGUCACCGAGUUGACGGAUAGUGGCGUUUCGGUUGUCAGCGAGGGUACAACUAGUGCGGCGGGAGUCGAACCCCGCAUCCUCUUAUGGAUAGCGGAGGGUUCGGAGAGAAUGGAACGCAGGAAUUACCGGGAACUUUCUUCCCGGGGAUCUUCGGCUGAUCGCGAUGAGCAUCGACGGAGAGAAAAACAGGCGCAAAGAAGUCGUGCCGCGGGUGGUGGCGGCAGCACGGGCAGCAAGUCCAGCGCGAGCGGCGGCGACCACACCGUGGUGGUGGUCAGCUUCCUGGACGAGAGCGUGCCCUACCGGUUCAAGGUGCCCGCUGCGCCGCUCACUCUGCGCACUUUCAAGGACUAUUUGCCCAGGAAGGGCAACUAUAGAUACUUCUUUAAAACGGAGUGCGCAGACCUCGACAACACCGUGAUCCAGGAGGAAGUGAGCAACGACAACGACACGCUGCCCAUGUUCGAGGGGAAGGUCAUGGCGCGCGUCAAGAGCGUCGAGUGAGCCCGGGGAGUCGCCGAGUUCGCCCCCUAACCUAGCUAUGCUAUGCUAAUUCUACGCGUCGCCCUGGCUGUUCAUUUACUACUAUAAGCCUUAUCAUCAAAAACUUAGAGCGAUCCCAAAUCGAUCAUAGCCUAGGGUAGAAAUUACGAAACAAAAUCAAUACUGAGCGGCUCACGAGAUGCGCCAUCGUAACUAUCUCUAAAAUGUCGUUAAAUUGGUAUUGUAGACUUAAUAUUCGGAAUAUUAUAAUGAUUAUUAGAUUAAUACAAUGUUAUUAUUAUUUUUGAAUAAUUACUAGUGAAUGAGUAUAAAUUAUUUAAGAGUGACGUGCAUUUUCCAGUGUAUGAUGACUUUACUAUGAGUAAUGUGUGUGUAAUUAAAUAAUUAUCUCGUACAUUUAUUAUUUAAAAUGAAAUAACGUUCGUCCUGUGAACGAAACGACACCAGUAAGGGCAGCCAGGGUGACAUAGAUAUAUUGUAAAUUAUUUAUUAUAAAAAGAAAUAUAUGACGAUAGUAAUUACGGUAUAAAUAAAUACGGCGGAUACAAUGUAAAUUCUGUUCCUCAACGAUUUUAGCUUUUUAUUUUUAAUAUUACGUUUUACUUCAGCUAGUUGAGUACGCUUACUAUUGUACGAUAUAUUUUUAAAAUGCGAAUUUUUUAUGUGUCGUAUGCAAUUUUUUUUACUCUUAGUGUUUACUUGAAUGACUGCUUAGUUUGUACAUUUUUAAAUAAUAGAAUGUCAUGUGUUCCGUUUCAAUGUCUAUUAAAUAUGGAGAUAUCAUAUUUGGGAGUAUUGUUAAUUGUAUUGUAAGGGCAAAUUGUCGAAGAAGAUAUUGUAUAUUAUUGAACAAAAUUAAAAUCUAUUUCGUUUUUAAAGAGUUCUUUAAUGAAAAUUUAUUUCGUUAAUUAUUAUAUAUACAAAUAUCAGUAUCUUUUUCGUCGACUUGUGCAUCCGAAACUGUGUAGUAAUUAAAUCUUCCAUCAUAUGAAGGGAUCUCAAUGAAAUAUAUAAAAAAUAUAUUUUAAUGAAAUAAUGUAUAAGUGGACAGUAAAUAUCGUUUCCGUUCAACAGCUGUGAAUAGGACUUAUAUAUAACUCCAUUUUUGUUAUUGCCAGUCGCUGUACAGUUGACCGAGCCGGCUAUGUCAAUUAUUUAACAAUUUUUGUUAUUUCUAUAUAAAAAACGUUUGUAGGUGAUUAAAUACACUGACAUAGCGGCUUGUAAUAUUCUUAAUAAAUCAGACUGAGUUCCCUAUACCUUCGAGUGACAAUGACUAGUCCACACUCGCAACACUCGUAACUGCAUCGAAACUUCGCAUCAAUGUUUGUACUCUUAUCGGUUUCAAUGUAGCGACGAGUUUGCGAGUCGAGCGAAUAGUACUUAUUUCUCAUAAAAAUAAGACUUAAUUUAGCUUGUCACGUCCGGUCCACAGUAAGACGUUGAGUUGCCAGCAGUUGCGAGACGAGUGCACCUCUACUGCACAAUAUUGAGAAUAGGGUGCGUAAUCAUGUGCCUUCAAUGUUGAUAAAAUUUUUCAUAGUUGAUGCUUCUAAUUAGUUGUAAGUUAACAGUUGUAAAUAUAGAUGUAAUGCUACUUCAAUUCGAACACUUUAUUUUUUAAUUAUUUAAUUAAUUUUUAAUUUAUUGCCUAAGGUUGCGUCGCGGGUUGAGUGAGACCCGCCGGCUGAUAUCACGUAAGACCGUCCCGGACUCGUGUGGCGCGUGACUUGGUCGCUAGUUACUCGCUCCGUCUUCCUUAUUCUUGUAAUAUAUCAAUUUUAUUAUUUCAGUGUCUUUUGCACCGAAAAAUUAACGAAUUUUGGUUUUAACUUUAGAGUACAUUUCUCACUUUUACCCAAAUUAUGCGUAACACGAAGUCUGGGACAUCUGUGUCCAGAUAUAAGUAUAAAUGCGACAUAAACGACUGGCCUCCGCCAGUCGCGCCAAAUGUAUAAAUAGAUGAACUAUAUCGUUGUAAUUAUACAAUAAGGCACUUUCAGUACACUGUAGCGUCUAAAAGUACCUUAUCAAAAAUUAUGUACCAAAAAGUCCUUGUGGGCUCAAAUAUGUCGAAGUUAAAAUUGCUUGUUAAAAAUUGUAAAAAGUAUAAUGUUUUUCAAGUUUAGAGUGUAUACGAAUGUGGAAAUAAUCGAUUUGUAAUAAUAAAAUAAUUAGUAUUACCGACAACAAUGAUAAAUCGUGGUCGGAUCGACCUUUUGUCUAAUAGUAAAAGAGUUUCACUAAUCGGACUGUAUUAUUUUUUUAUCUAGCACAUGUAACAUUUAAAAAUAAACUGGAACUGUGCCAUAUA
Vanessa atalanta (red admiral) is the source of this 4822-nucleotide messenger RNA. RefSeq names its product axin (gene Axn). The transcript is spliced from 16 exons. Gene Ontology annotation, biological process: negative regulation of canonical Wnt signaling pathway. Bases 490 to 2508 code for a protein of 672 amino acids. Lineage: Eukaryota; Metazoa; Arthropoda; Insecta; Lepidoptera; Nymphalidae. The record is from RefSeq and is a predicted model, not a curated record.